This is a messenger RNA of Daucus carota subsp. sativus, 1667 nucleotides long. RefSeq names its product probable xyloglucan 6-xylosyltransferase 3. The record is from RefSeq and is a predicted model, not a curated record. Gene Ontology annotation, molecular function: hexosyltransferase activity. Lineage: Eukaryota; Viridiplantae; Streptophyta; Magnoliopsida; Apiales; Apiaceae. The transcript has a single exon. Gene Ontology annotation, biological process: xyloglucan biosynthetic process. The coding region runs from base 200 to 1570 and encodes 456 amino acids. Gene Ontology annotation, cellular component: membrane; trans-Golgi network; endosome.
UAUUUUCCCGAAACAAAAAUAAAAUAGACUAUACGCUGCACAGACAGUGUGUGUAUAUACAUGUAUCUAUCUCCAUCAUACACAUAACGAGAAGUGCGUAAACGGCGGGAGUGUCCACUCCUCACUCUUUUCACCGCUCAAAUUUCACACUCUAAUAUAUUCAUUCAUUCCCUUUAAUCCAUUUCUUUAUUUUAUUACUAUGGUGGGUGAAUCGUUCGCAGCUCAGAAACGAGCGAGUUCAACUCACUUACCCACCGCCGCCACUCAUGCCGCCGCCGCCCGCCGCCCCGCCAAUCCUCGUAACCGCCAGAUCCACAAGACCUUCAACAACAUUAAAAUCACCAUCCUCUGCGGCUUCGUCACCAUCCUCGUCCUCCGUGGCACCAUUGGCCUCGGCAACCUCGUCGCCGACAGUGAAUUGGAUAACCAGAGUCUCGUUGAGGAGACGAAUCGGAUCCUGGCGGAGAUCCGGUCCGGGUAUGACCCGGGUGAUGCCACCGACCCGGGUGAUCAAGAACGAGAGAUGAGUGUUAAUGAGACUUAUAGUCUUGGCCCGAAAAUUAGGUCCUGGGAUGCUAGUAGGAGAAUGUGGUUGAGGAAAAACCCGGGUUUUUCGGCGUCGAUUAAUGGGAAGCCGAGAGUGAUGCUGGUGACUGGUUCACCACCAGGGCCUUGUGAUAACCCAAUUGGGGAUCAUUAUUUGUUGAAAGCAGUUAAGAAUAAGAUUGAUUAUUGUAGGAUACAUGGGAUUGAGAUUGUGUAUAAUAUGGCACAUUUGGACAGGGAGCUAUCGGGGUAUUGGGCGAAAUUGCCUUUGAUUCGGAAACUAAUGUUGUCUCAUCCUGAGGUGGAGUGGAUUUGGUGGAUGGAUAGUGAUGCUUGGUUUACUGAUAUGGUGUUUGAGAUUCCGUAUGGGAAGUAUGAUCGGUAUAAUAUGGUGAUUCAUGGGUAUCCUGACUUGUUGUUUAAUCAGAAGUCGUGGAUUGCGUUGAACACGGGGAGUUUUUUGUUUAGGAACUGUCAGUGGUCUUUGGAUUUGUUGGAUGUUUGGGCUCCAAUGGGGCCGAAAGGGCCGAUUCGUGACGAGGCUGGGAGGGUUUUGACAGCAAAUUUGAAAGGGAGGCCGGCGUUUGAGGCGGAUGAUCAGUCUGCCCUGAUAUACUUGUUGAUUUCGCAAAAGGAUAAGUGGAUGAAGAAAGUGUUUGUUGAGAAUACGUAUUAUUUGCAUGGGUUUUGGCAAGGGUUGGUUGAUAGGUAUGAGGAGAUGAUGGAGAAGUAUCAUCCGGGGUUGGGGGAUGAGAGGUGGCCAUUUGUGACGCAUUUUGUGGGUUGCAAACCUUGUGGGAGCUAUGGAGAUUACGCGGCUGAGAAGUGCUUGAAAAGUAUGGAGAGGGCGUUUAAUUUUGCUGACAACCAGGUUAUCAAGCUUUAUGGUUUUAGGCAUAGGGGUUUGUUGAGCCCAAAGAUCAAGAGAAGUAGAAACGAGUCAGUUACUCCAUUGAAGUAUGUAGAUGAAUUUGAUAUUCGACAUUCAGCACAUAAAAUUAAACAUAGGGGAUCAAAAGGCUAGCUUGUAAGCUAUCUUCGACCAAAGAUUAUCUUAGGUAAUCUAUUACAUUUAUUCACCUUCAGAAUUUACUUUUAAUACAGUCAAAGUUUGUUCUUUA